This is a messenger RNA of Oncorhynchus masou masou (cherry salmon), 4763 nucleotides long. Its product is annotated as stonustoxin subunit beta-like. Gene Ontology annotation, molecular function: protein binding. The annotation marks the transcript as partial. NCBI's taxonomy places the organism in Eukaryota, Metazoa, Chordata, Actinopteri, Salmoniformes, Salmonidae. The record is from RefSeq and is a predicted model, not a curated record. The transcript has 3 exons.
GCUGUCAGGCUGUCUAGUCACAGAGGAAGGCUGUGCUUCUCUGGUCUCAGCUCUGAGGUCAAACCCCUCACACCUGAGAGAGCUGGACCUGAGCUACAAUCACCCAGGAGACUCAGGAGUCAGACUGCUCUCUGCUGGACUGGAGGAUCCACACUGCAGACUGGAGAAACUCAAUGUGGAACAUGGUGGAGAGAACAGAAUGAAACCUGGGCUUAGAAAAUAUGUCUGUUAUCUCACGCUGGACCCAAACACAGCACACAGACUCCUCUCUCUGUCUGAGGAGAACAGAAAGGUGACAUGGAGGAGAAAGAAGCAACAGCCGUAUCCUGAUCACCCAGAGAGAUUUAAGGACUGGCAGCAGGUGCUGUGUAGAGAGGGUCUGACUGGGCGCUGUUACUGGGAGGUAGAGUGGAGUGGGAGAGGUGCUGUUAUAGGAGUGACAUACAAAGGAAUCAGCAGGAGAGGAAGGGGUGAUGACUGUUGUCUUGGAUACAGUGACAAGUCCUGGAGUUUGGACUGCUCUGACAAAAGUUACACUGCCUGGCACAAUAAUAAUUACACUACCAUAGACGUCCCCUCCUCCAGCUCCCACAGAGUAGGAGUGUAUCUGGACUGGCCAGCCGGCACUCUGUCCUUCUAUAGAGCCUCCUCUGACACACUGACCCACCUGAUCACAUUCACCUCCACAUUCACUGAACCCCUCUAUCCAGGGUUUUAUGUUUGGUAUGUUGACUCUUCAGUGUCCCUGGAAAAAAUAACCUGACACACACACACACACACACACACACACACACACACACACACACACACACACACACACACACACACACACACACACACACACACAUAUACACACACACAUUGGAUACACAAUCACACAAUGGACACACACACACACUGGACACACACUGGACACACACAAAAACACUGGACACACACACACUGGACACUGGAAACGCACACACACAAACACAAUCUUGUACAGCUAACCUUGUGGGAACAUACAAUUCAGUCCCAUUCAAAAUCCUAUAUUCCCUUACCCCUAACCCUAAACCUAACCCUAACCCGUAUCCUUACCUUAACGCUAACCCUAAACCUUAGCCCCUAACCCUAACCCUAACCCUAACCCGUAUCCUUACCUUAACGCUAACCCUGAACCUUAGCCCCUAACCCUAACCCUAACCUGUAUCCUUACCUUAACCCUAACCCUACACCUUAGCCCCUAACCCUAAACCUAACCCUAACCCGUAUCCUUACCUUAACGCUAACCCUAAACCUUAGCCCCUAACCCUAAACCUAACCCUAACCCGUAUCCUUACCUUAACGCUAACCCUAAACCUUAGCCCCUAACCCUAAACCUAACCCUAACUCGUAUCCUUACCUUAACGCUAACCCUAAACCUUAGCCCCUAACCCUAAACCUAACCCUAACCCGUAUCCUUACCUUAACGCUAACCCUAAACCUUAGCCCCUAACCCUAAACCUAACCCUAACCCGUAUCCUUACCUUAACGCUAACCCUAAACCUUAGCCCCUAACCCUAAACCUAACCCUAACCCGUAUCCUUACCUUAACGCUAACCCUAAACCUUAGCCCCUAACCCGUAUCCUUACCUUAACCCGUAUCCUUACCUUAACGCUAACCCUAAACCUUAGCCCCUAACCCGUAUCCUUACCUUAACCCGUAUCCUUACCUUAACGCUAACCCUAAACCUUAGCCCCUAACCCGUAUCCUUACCUUAACCCUAACCCUACACCUUAGCCCCUAACCCUAAACCUUAGCCCCUAACCCUAAACCUAACCCUAACCCGUAUCCUUACCUUAACGCUAACCCUAAACCUUAGCCCCUAACCCUAAACCUAACCCUAACCCGUAUCCUUACCUUAACGCUAACCCUAAACCUUAGCCCCUAACCCUAAACAUGUGCUUAAUGUGCCCCAGCUGUGGGCCAAGAUGUGACAAAUAGGGAAAUUUGAACCCGUACCUCUCCUCUUUGUCCAUCAAAGGGCCAUGGCUCAACGUGUAGUACACGAGCCUCAUCUGCCAGGUUUGAUCCCCACCUAGGAUAUGCCCAAGGUGUAAGGUUGGACAUAGUCUCUGGAGCAAAAGUUCAAGUUUGGACUAUGUCCAGCCUGUGCACCUGGUGAUUGUACGGGUUACCAGGCGCACAUUUUUUUAUGUUUUUUUUUAAUGCCUUUAGGGGGGUUCCAGGGAUCCAUGCCUGGGUAGGGAGUCCCCCAACCGGGAUUGUCCACAAGGAGGUGCCACUUGCCAUUUUAAGCCGUUUUUAAUCACUAAUGUACAGUGGGGCAAAAAAGUAUUUAGUCAGCCACCAAUUGUGCAAGUUCUCCCACUUAAAAAGAUGAGAGAGGCCUGUAAUUUUCAUCAUAGGUACACUUCAACUAUGACAGACAAAAUGAGAAGAAAACAACCCAGAAAAUCACAUUGUAGGAUUUUUAAUGAAUUUAUUUGCAAAUUAUGGUGGAAAAAAAGUAUUUGGUCACCUACAAACAAGCAAGAUUUCUGGCUCUCACAGACCUGUAACUUCUUCUUUAAGAAGAGAGAGAGACACACACACAUUGGACACACACACACUGGAGACACACACACACUGGAGACACACACACAUUGGAGACACACACACAUUGGACACACACACACACACACAGGAGACACACACACACACUGGACACACAGAGACUGUAAAUUAAAAUGUUAAUUGUAUGCGUCCACAUAACUGAGUAUUAGACUAACCUUGUGAAACUGUCAUGUUAUAAUCUCCUGUCCUUCUGAGUAUAAGUCUGUGUUGCAAACCAGUUUGCUCCUGUGUCCUGGUAGAGAAUGAAAGGGAACAGAGAGUUCCUCCCAACUACAGGAACUAUAAAGAUAUGUGCUGAUCAAUGUUUCUGAAUUCAGACUGUCUACACUGUGAAACUCUGUUAUUCUCUCUGAGAUCACAAUGCUUCAGAAUUCAGACUGUCUACACUGUGAAACUCUGUUAUUCUCUCUGAGAUCACAAUGCUUCUGAAUUCAGACUCUCUACACUGUGGAACUCUGUUAUUCUCUCUGAGAUCACAAUGCUUCUGAAUUCAUACUGUCUACACUGUGGAACUCUGUUAUUCUCUCUGAGAUCACAAUGCUUCUGAAUUCAUACUGUCUACACUGUGGAACUCUGUUAUUCUCUCUGAGAUCACAAUGCUUCUGAAUUCAUACUGUCUACACUGUGGAACUCUGUUAUUCUCUCUGAGAUCACAAUGCUUCUGAAUUCAUACUGUCUACACUGUGGAACUCUGUUAUUCUCUCUGAGAUCACAAUGCUUCUGAAUUCAGACUGUCUACACUGUGGAACUCUGUUAUUCUCUCUGAGAUCACAAUGCUUCAGAAUUCAGACUGUCUACACUGUGGAACUCUGUUAUUCUCUCUGAGAUCACAAUGCUUCUGAAUUCAGACUGUCUACACUGUGAAACUCUGUUAUUCUCUCUGAGAUCACAAUGCUUCAGAAUUCAGACUGUCUACACUGUGGAACUCUGUUAUUCUCUCUGAGAUCACAAUGCUUCUGAAUUCAGACUGUCUACACUGUGAAACUCUGUUAUUCUCUCUGAGAUCACAAUGCUUCAGAAUUCAGACUGUCUACACUGUGGAACUCUGUUAUUCUCUCUGAGAUCACAAUGCUUCUGAAUUCAGACUGUCUACACUGUGAAACUCUGUUAUUCUCUCUGAGAUCACAAUGCUUCUGAAUUCAUACUGUCUACACUGUGGAACUCUGUUAUUCUCUCUGAGAUCACAAUGCUUCUGAAUCCAGACUGUCUACACUGUGGAACUCUGUUAUUCUCUCUGAGAUCACAAUGCUUCUGAAUUCAGACUGUCUACACUUUGUAUUCUUUCUGAGCUCAGAAAUAAAGAAUCUUGGUUUCUUGGACUCCAGGAGAUCCUAAUUUUUAUAUAUCCAUGACAACACACACACACACACACACAUACACCUUUGACACACAAACACAUACACUGAACACACACAAACACACACUGUACACACACACUAGACACACACACAAUGUACACACACACGGGACACACACACACACACCAGUUUGAGCCAGUUUAUUCCUGUAAAUACAAACAUAGAAAGGCAACAUGUAAAGUGUUGGCUCCGUGUUUCAUGAGCUGAAAUAAAAGAUGAAAUGUUCCAUAUGCACAAAAAGGGUAUAAGUUUUACAUUAGUGAGCAUUUCUCCUUUACCCAGAUAAUCCAUCCACCUGACAGGUGUUGCAUAUCAAGAAGCUGAUUAAACAGCAUGAUCAUUACAAAGGUGCACCUUGUGCUGGGGACAAUAAAAGGCCACUCUAAAAUGUGCAGUUUGGUCACAGAACACAAUGCCAGAUGUCUCAAGUUUUAAGGGAUUGUGCAAUUUGCAUGCUGACUGCAGGAAUGUCCAACAGAGCUGUUGCUAGAGAAUUGAAUGUUCAUUUCCCUAAACCACCUUGAAUGUUGUUUUAGAGAAUGUUGGUUUUCUGAUCCACACUCCUACUGUUUUAUUAAGGUGUCUGACAAACAGAUGCAGAUCUGUAUUCCCAGUCAUGUGAAAUCUGUAGAUCAGGGCCUAAUGAAUUUAGUUUUUCAACUGACUGAUUUCCUUAUAAGAACUAUAACUCAGUAAGACCUUUGGUGUCCAUUUACUUACAUUAUUGUCUUGUAUACAGUCUGACAUAUAAUGGACCUUAUGCUUGUUAUGUCACCUCUUUUGUUCAGUGUAAUAAAAAACAUAUCAGU